CUUAUUUCGAAUUCACAUAACCAACUCCUAAAGAUCACACAAACUAACCGUCAUUGACUAAGUCCUUCUGACUUUGUUCUCAUCAUUCAAAUUACGAAGUUGUAAUCUCCAUCAUUAUCUUUUCUUGAUUUUGAAAAGUCCAGCAAGUAUUAUCCAAAGAAAAAAAAAAGAGAUAGUUCUUCUCUUCAUGUAAAACAAACUCCAUACUUAUCACCUCUCGUAACCUAUUAGUCUAGGAUUUGCUACUAACAAAAAGAUAAACAUCAUCAUCCCUAAAUUUACGCUAGUAAUCGUAACCGUAUUCUGAACAGCCUUAUCAUCCUCCUUCCAUAUAAAUAAUAGUACAAAACCCUAAUACAACAUUUUUUUCAAAACCCUCGUACACUCACAAAACACCACCAGGAGCCGUGCAUAAGAAACCGCAGGAAAACCUCGAGCGCCGAAUUGAAGUGGAUUUCUACCUACUUUCGGUUACACCGAAACACCAUUAAACAUCACCGGAUUCUACCGUAAGGACUACCGUCUUCAAGCCCUCGCCUUCCUCUUUACACCCGGUCUGUUAGCACUAGGAGCCGAGCUUGAACAAAGAGUGCGUAGAGCGUGAGGAUACGUACUAGUGUUUACGUGUGCUGUUGGUGAUACUAAGCUUGUUAAGAUGGAGGACCACCCAAUGUACCCCUACAACCUAAGGAUGGGACAACAUGAGGACAUACCUCCCUAUGUAGAAAGAGUAAAAGAAUGUUGUGAAGAAUGGGGAGAUCUCCUAGGAGACCUGAACAACUAUGACACACACGCUAGAAUAAUAGACAUCCUACUCAAAACCAUACCACGUUAUGAGCCUUGGAUCCCAAUUAUGGAAAUGUAUGAUGAUGUUCUCACAGAAGAAGGGGAGAUUCACCCAACCAAAUACAGAUAUGAGGGUCAAUGGUUCCUUACCAUUGAGUAUGUCUCGACGAGGUUGAUGGAGGCUUGGUCAAAGUGGGAACCUGAAGAUGAGAUGGGGGAAGUAAUCGAUGCGGAACCACCCGCGUUAGAGAAUGAAGGGAUAGGAGGUGAGAGAGAUGAAGUGGAAGAUGAUAUGCGAGUGGACCUCCAAAUAGAAGAAGACCCUGAAGAAGACCCUGAAGAAGAAGACCCCGAGGAAGAAGACCCCGAAGAAGAGUUUGACGAGUGAGAUUUUGAAAAGACUUAGUAGUGGGGCUAUAUGGCCCCUCAUGGAAUAGAAGUAGUCGUAGGAAUGGUUUAUUUUGACCAAGGGUAUAUUUUCAUUUAUUAGUUUUUCUUUUUUUUCUUUUUUUUUGUUGCUUGUUUAGUUAAGUUUUCUUUCAUUAAUGGACAAACCCUAUUGGGAUAUUCAAUGUCAAUUGAUUAUAUUAUUGAAAUGAUAAAGAGAAUUAUUAUUAGUUUUAUGUGUUGGAUAUUUCUUGAAUUAUAUGAGGUGGAAAUCUUUGUAAAUUCUGUCUGGUGGAAAUUGUCUGUGA
Spinacia oleracea (spinach) is the source of this 1481-nucleotide messenger RNA. RefSeq lists its product as uncharacterized. Lineage: Eukaryota; Viridiplantae; Streptophyta; Magnoliopsida; Caryophyllales; Amaranthaceae. The transcript has 3 exons. The record is from RefSeq and is a predicted model, not a curated record. The coding region runs from base 656 to 1174 and encodes 172 amino acids.